AUGCGCUUCCUCGCGCUUCUCCCCGUCUUAUGCUGCACUGCAGCCCUGAUUCUUUCAUUCCUCUGCCUCUUUGCCGGCCAUAAGAAGGGGUUCAUGGAAGACUACUCGCUCCUCACACUCAACACCUCGGCCAUUGGACAAAAUCUCGUCGACAGAGCCUCAAACUCCGACUCCACCAUAUCCAACAUCAUCAAUCUCAUUCCAGAUUCCAUCACCGAUACCGUCACCGAUGAGAUCAAUGAGAGGAUAGACGCGUUGCGCGAGCGCGCUGGCAUCGAGGACUGGUACUCAGCACACAUGCUGAACUAUUGCGAGGGACAAUACACACCCGGCGAGGUGGCUAAUGCGACCCUGAAGCAAGAUGAUAUUAGCAAAAAUGUUACCGAAUGCUCCAAGAACAAGGCUAUGUACAAGUUCAAUCCAACCGACAUCAUCCAGAGAGCCCUGAACAGGUCGGGCAUAGACAUCACCCUACAGGACCUCCAGUGGCCAGAUGAUAUUCAGAAUGGCAUCGAUGCCUUGAAUGCUGUCAUGGCAGCCAUGUUCGUUCUCUAUGUCAUCGCAAUCUGUCUCAUCUUCUUGACUCUCGUCGCCAGCCUGGUUGGCAUCCUCACCUCAGGAAGACUGAGCGCAUGCCUAAACAUCGGCCUUAGUCUCCUCGCGUUUUUGGCCGUUGGCAUCGCUAGUGGCCUCGUCACCGCCGUCAUGAUCAAGGGUACCGACGUCAUUAACGAACACGGAAACCAAAUCGGCCUUGAAUCGCACUAUGGUGGCAAGUUUCUCGCAUUGACAUGGGCUGCAACUGGGCUCAUGCUCCUUGCUGUCCUUGCCUGGUUCGCAGCCCUCUGCUUUGGCCGGAGCGAGCGCCGUUCGCGCACCCCCAGGAAGUCGGUCAUCUAG
Messenger RNA from Bipolaris oryzae ATCC 44560, 900 nucleotides. RefSeq lists its product as uncharacterized. Gene Ontology annotation, biological process: fungal-type cell wall organization. The transcript has a single exon. NCBI's taxonomy places the organism in Eukaryota, Fungi, Ascomycota, Dothideomycetes, Pleosporales, Pleosporaceae. Gene Ontology annotation, cellular component: plasma membrane; cell cortex of cell tip. The record is from RefSeq and is a predicted model, not a curated record. Bases 1 to 900 code for a protein of 299 amino acids.